CCACCUACCCCUCAGCUGCUCCAUCAGUUGAAAAGAAAGUGCAAAGGAGGUGUUUCCCUCUGCUGGCUUAUCUUCACUGUACCUCUCCCAUUCUGCUUCCUCCUCCUUCUGAUCCCCGAGUGAAGAUGAGUGACCAGCUGCGAAUAUGACAUCUCUGACAGGUGUCAUUGCCUCCCACCAGUCCGAGUGGGUGUCCUUCCCUGACGAGCUGCUCCUCCCUGUUCCCCCACGAGGUAGCACUGAGGCUCCUCCAGUGAAAUGUUUUAAUUCCUCUGACACAUCUUCAGAAGAGAACCACAGUGCAAAUGGAGGAUUUCAAGACCUUUUCUGCUCAGAGUUGGAGGAGGCAGCUGAGCAGCCCAAGGUGGAUUCUGGUAACCAUGUGUCUCCCAACACUGAUCUGUCUUCGUCCAUCAGUGCUUGGGUUCAGUUUGAGGAUGCACCAUGGACCAGUGCUUCAUCAACCCACCCACAAACAGUGUCUGCUUCAAAAGCACCCAGCUGGACUUCUCCCUCUUCCAACUCUUCUGAGAGGCAGGCCCGUGCCUCAGAGAGCAGCUGGACAACCAACUCAGAGGACACCAGCAGCCCAAGCAUUGCUCCCUCCUACACAGAUCUGCAGUCACUGAAUACCGAGGACUUGACCAGUGGUAGAACAUCUGCAGCAGAUUCAGCUGACAACUCCUCGUCUCUCCAGGAAGAUGAAGAGAUAGAUAUGGAAGCUGUCAACUGGCAGCAGAACAACACCUCCAUGAAUGGCCAUUCCUCUACCCCAACCACAGUUCGCUUUCCCAGCUGGGUGACUUUUGAUGACAAUGAAGUCAGUUUUGCACCACAGAGCCUUUCUCCCUUGAAAACAGAUACCCCACCUGCAGAAACACAGGCUCCAGAUGUUAACUUUAAUCUCACUACGUCUUUAAAAAAAAGAGAGCGUCCUAAAAGUACAUUGGGAGACCUCUCCAGAAUUCAAAAACUAGAUCUCUCUUCUUUAACCAAGCUGCCUUCUGUCGAAACACCACCAUGGAGUGCUACUAAUCCCUUUCUGGAUGAAUCUCUUCGAGAUGUCCAACCCUCACCCAUCAAUCCAUUCAGCUCAUUCUUUGAGGAGCAAGAGAGGCGUUCCAAAAGCUCUUCUGUCUCCAGUGCUCCAGGCAAAAGCCAAAGAGACUCUCUCAUUAUUCUCCAUCAAGAGCCUGAUACCGUCAGUUUCCAUGAGGCAAACAAGACUGUAACACACACAGAUGCUGUAGAGCAGCUCAAACAGCUCCAGAUUGGAGACCCAGAUGGCAUGAGCAGUUCUGCCUUGCCUGAUGAUGACCCCAUGAUGCCAUAUGAUCUGGAUGCAGCUUUAUUUAACCUGGCACCAGCUCAGCCAAAGGAUGGAUGGCCAAUGAUGCUGAGGAUCCCAGAGAAGAAGAACAUUAUGUCAUCGAGGCACUGGGGACCAAUAUACGUCAAGCUGACUAACAGUGGAUGUAUACAGCUUUUUUAUGAGAAGGGACUCGAGAAGCCUUUUCGGGAGCUCAAACUUGAAAUCAAUCAUGAGAUUUCAGAGCGCAAGCUGCAGAACUACGAUGAGAAUGGAAGGAUACACAGCGUGCGGUUGGAUCGCACAACAUACAAGGAGAAAAAGAAGUAUCAGCCUAAGCCGGCCAUUGCACACACUGCAGAGAGAGAGCAAAUUAUCAAGCUUGGGACUACAGAUUAUGAAGACUUCCUUAGCUUCAUCACUGCUGUGCAAGACACACUGAUGAACUUGCCAGCUUCAUCAACAGAUCUGAGCACAGUGGGACUGAAUUAUCAAGAAGAAGAAAUCACUGUGGAUGUCAGGGAUGAGUUUCAUGGCAUCUUGGCCAAGGGAGACAGUGGGAUUCUCCAGCACAGUGUGCUGACUCAUAUCUAUGUUCUCAGCUUCCUUUCUGGCCUGGCAGAAUGCAGACUGGGCCUUAAUGAUAUCCUGAUCAAAGGGAAUGAAAUAGUUGCAAGGCAGGAUAUUAUGCCCACUACUACCACUAAGUGGAUUAAAUUAUACAGCUGCCGCUUCCAUUCAUGUGUGGAUGAGGAUGUGUUUAAUAACUCCCGUAUUAUCCUGUUCAACCCCUUGGAUGCCUGUCGGUUUGAACUGAUGAGAUUCAGGACUGUCUUUGCUGAGAAAACUUUGCCUUUUACUCUGAGGACAGCUGCCAGCAUCAAUGGUGCUGAGGUGGAGGUGCAGAGCUGGCUGAUGAUGUCCACGGGGUUCUCUUCCAACCAUGACCCUUUAACUCAGGUCCCUUGUGAAAACGUGAUGAUCCGCUACCCCGUGCCAAGUGAGUGGGUGAAGAACUUCCGCAGAGAGAGUGUCCUGGGGGAGAAAUCUUUGAAAGCCAAGGUGAACAAGGGAGCCACUUUUGGAUCAACCAGUCUGUCUGGUUCUGAGCCAGUAAUGAGAGUAACUUUGGGAACUGCCAAAUACGAGCAUGCCUUUAAUUCCAUUGUAUGGAGGAUAAACCGACUGCCUGACAAAAACUCAGCUUCUGGCCAUCCUCACUGCUUUUUCUGUCACCUAGAGCUUGGCUCUGACCGGGAAGUGCCUUCUAGUUUUGUCCGCUAUGUAGAUGUGGAAUUUGACAUGCCCACCACUUCUGCGUCCAAAGCCGCUGUCCGCUCCAUCUCUGUCGAGGACAAGACCGAUGUCAGGAAGUGGGUCAACUAUUCAGCACACUACAGCUACAAGGUCGAAAUAGAGCAGAAAAAAAGCUUGAAUGAGGAUCUGAAGGGAGAAAGGACUGCAGAUGUCAAUGAAUGUGCUACACAAUAAAGGAAGAUCAGUCUGCAAGUACCAAGAGGGUUGGUCAAAUUAAAGACCUGGAAGAAAGGACUUGCAGGGCUUGGGUAUUUUUCUUCUAAAAAAUUAGGGACUACUACUUUUAAAAUAAUGCUCUGAAGAGUAUAAUUUUUUUAUAAUUCCAUACUUUGAGAAGAAUGUGGUCAGGGUUUGUUUGGGGGGGAUCCACGGGUUUUUGCUGGAACCAGUGCAGUUGUACAGUAAAGUACAAGCCUGCCUUUUCUGCCUUUUCACCAUUUAGGUUCUGCACUCAAGUAUGGUCUGGCAACCAUCUCAGCCACACCAGAAAACAGCCUUUAUCUCACAAUCUUGCCCUCCCACAUUAAGCAUUUUGUUUCAAUGCCUUUUGGUUUGGCCUUUGACUGAAUUGCUUCCUUCUGAACUGCCAAAUAAAAUUCAGGGAUCGAGUGGAAAAUUAUAUAAAAUCUCCUUUCUGAAAUGGUCCACAGAAUGAAAAACCUGGGCAUCAUUCUGAAGAAUCAACACACUCUGCAUCUUAAACAAAGAGAAUGGUCUCUGUGUUGAAGGAGAUGAACUACGGACAAGACAGCUGAUCACAGAGCUGUCCCUCUGUUCAGCCCUUCCUGUCAUCCCUGGAGUGACAUGUCACUGUGCACAUUUUCACAGGGUUUGCACAAGUUGCAAGAAUGCCUCUGCGAUUUCUUAAAAUUCUUACUUUGUAGUCUGAGCUGUUCUGGUACCUUGACUGAACAUGGUCGUGGCUGCUAGUAAUAGGGAAUGUGUGUUACAGUAGUGGAGGUACCAGAGGGACUUUGCUAAGAUUAGAUCAUUCCUGUCUAGAAAGAUAUUUAAGGGAAAAACAUGGGGGUUUAGUUUUGGGUUUGGGGGUUUUUUGUAUGUUUUCUUGGAUGGGUAAAAUGGGUGGUAAUUGAAAAUGUCAGAACACAAUUACUUUAACAGAAAAUGUUGUUUGUUUUCCUGAAAAUCCUUGGAAUUCUGUCCAGCACAAUAUUAUUUUCAUGUUCUAUCUUGAACCAACAAUAUAAGUAACUUGUAUCUUUAUAAUACUCCCAUUAACUGGGCUCCAAAAUCUCUUUCCAAAAAUUAACAAGCUUCUAUCAUGGAGAUUUUUUUAUCCCCACUUACCUGGAAGUAAUAACAAGUCUUAAAACUUCUUUCUAAAUAAAAAUCACUCAUUCACACAUAUUUUCAGAGAAAACAGUGUUAAAAGUACCCAUUUUUAGUUGUUUCUAUGGCUUGUGUAAUAUUCUGUCUCGUAAUGUUAAAUGUAAAGUAAGUAAUUUAUUAAAUCAUUUAUCUUUUGAAAGGUUACUACUGACUAUAAAAUACACAUUUGGAAAACUUUGGCAAUGUAAUUUAAAAUCAUAAUGAAUUAAAAUGAAAGCUUUUUUAUAAAUUUAUUUCAUUUUACAUUUAAUAUAAAAAAGUUAAUACACUCUUGACUUACCACUUUCACUGUGACUCCUAUAAAAAUUAUUACAACAUUAAAAUCACAAAUAAAUAAUGAAAUUAAUUUCAUUGAGUCUGAAACUGGUAGUUGUAGAAUUUAAAAUAAAUUGUAGGGAACUUUUAAAUGCCUUUUUUAUAUGCACCUACAUUUCAAGCGUGCAUCACCCUAGUGACCCAUACUUUGACAGGUACACCACUGUAAAUGGUGUACAUGUAAAUGGUGUAAAUAUGUAAAGUCUCAAUCCUUGUAGGACUUACUGACAAGCCUGUAAUACUCCACUGCAGGUAGCCCUCUGGGCCCAGGAUGCUCCUUGGAGCACACCAGUCAACACUAAGCAUUUGCAACAUCUCUCUGUAAAUGUAAGAAUACUAUUAACUUUUAUUAAGAAUUUUGAGAUCAAUGGAUUAAAAUUUCUGGUAUUAUUAAUGAUAACUUGUAUACUUGGGAGCACAGGGCUGAAUUUGUGACUGAUUCUCAGCUCUGGCACAGGCUGGCUGUGAUGAGUUGCAUGGCAACUCCUCUUCAGAAUUCACUCCUGUUCAAAGGCAGUCAAAGAAUUUCUGGGUGGUCUUCCUGCUUUUCACUGCAGCUCCUAAUGUACAGUUUCUGAAAUCUCACCAUCAAGAAAUAAAAAAAAAAAACAAACCCAAAC
Molecule: messenger RNA, 4911 nt
Organism: Zonotrichia albicollis (white-throated sparrow)
Lineage: Eukaryota; Metazoa; Chordata; Aves; Passeriformes; Passerellidae
Gene: STON2
Product: stonin 2
Biological process (GO): endocytosis; regulation of endocytosis
Source: RefSeq, a predicted model, not a curated record